GUGAAGUCAGGAUUCUUCCAUGAAAGUGACUCCAAAGCUGUAGCUAAAUCCAUUCGUGAUCGUGUCACCCUGAUCAAGAAGACACGGGAGCAAAGGCAGGUGGGCUGCCUGGAGGAAAGGAGGGACUCGCAAAGUCAGCUUCCAAGUGGGCUACCAUUACUUCAGCCACAAGGCUCAUCAUUCACCACACCUUCCCAGCAAAGCAAGACUGAGUGUGAGGAAACAGAGGUUGAUCAACACGCCAGGCAACAGAUCUUUCAACAAAUGCAGCACAGCUUUUCCCUCACUGCUGACAGCCUGUCUGAGAGAGGAGCAGGAUCAGUUAUACUGUCAGAUGCCUCUAGCCAACAUAGUCUGGCAUUUUCCUCGGAACAGAUGAUGGGCACCCAACAAGUCCCCAACCUCUCACAAACUGAAAACAGCAGUGUUCAAGGGCACAUUUACACUUCCCAGCAGCUGGUGGGGCAUUAUCAGUCCAAUGCAGGGGUGCAGCCGCCGUUGCCAACAAAUGUGGCUCACCCCAGUGUUUUACCAUUAAUCCAGAAUCAGCCUUCUGUUCUACCUACUCACAGUUUGGCACCUCCUGCAACUCUCCAAGCCCAAACUUCUCCUCUUACAGCUCAACAAUUCCCAUCAAGGAUGCCUCCAGAUUCACAAGUGUCCUACAGUAUAGAGAGUCAGUCUUUGGAUGGGUCCAUCAUGGGAGUUCCUCAGCAGAUCUUGACAGUCACUUCCCCUCAGAAUAUACCUGCUUCACAGGUGGGGAAUCAACACAUGCCAACAGGCAUACAGUUAACCUCUGCUGCUAGAUUUGGCAACCAGGCUUCAGCUACUGCAGGAUCAAUGGAAUUAGAAACUGUUUCUGCCAACUUUGGAUCUGCCAGUCAUUCACCUGUGCUACACGGGCAGCCUUCAGUUCAAUUUGUCAAUAACAUACAAGGUUUAGCUCAGAAUCUCUCUAAUUCCUCAGUUCUUCAGUCAGUUCCACAAGGAGUUGCCCUUAUUCAACAACCCCAGCAAGUUUCCCAGCAGGUGCCAUCAACACAGCAACCACAGCAAGUUUCCCAGCAGGUGGCAUCUAUGCAACCAAGCCAGCAAAUAGUUCCACAGGUGACAUCUACCCAGCAAGUUUCUCAGCAAGUGGCAGCUAUGCAGCAGAUUCCCCAGAAACUAAUGGCUAUGCAGCAGUCUCAGCAAGUUCCCCAACAGGUGGCAUCCAUGCAACCACCUCAACAGGGGGUGUCUUUGCAGCAACCACAGCAAAUUCCCCAGCAAGUGAUGCCUGUGCAGCAGUCUCAGCAAGUUCCUCAACACGUGACAUCUGUACAACAAAGCCAAACUGUUCCACAUGUAGUUUCCACACAGCAUAUUCCACAGCCGCCACAGAACGUUUCCCAGCAGGCAGCAUCCAUACACCAGCCUCAGCAAGUUCCUCAGCAAAUUCUCCAACAGGUGGCAUCCAUACAGCAGCCGCAGCAAGUGACAGCAGUACAGCAGCCCCAGCAGAAUCCUCAACAAGUGUCAUCCAUGCAGCAGCCCCAGCAUAUUCCUCAACAGAUUCCACAACAAGCAACGUCCACACAGCAGCCACACCAUAUCCCUCAGCAAGUUCAACAGCAGGUGACACCCAUACAGCAACCACAACAAAGUCCUCAACAGGCAGCAUCCAUACAGCAGCCUCAACAGGUUCCGCAGCAGGUGACACCCAUACAACAGCAGCAGCAGCAGCAUAUUCUACAGCAUGUGACACCCAUACAGCAGCCACAACAAGGUCCUCCACAGGCAGCAUCUAUACAGCAGCCACAGCAUAUUCUUCAGCACGUUCCACAGCAGGUGACAUCCAUACAGCAGCCACAACAAGAGCCUCAACAGGAGGCAUCUAUACAGCACCCACAGCAUAUUUUUCAGCAGGUCACACCCAUACAGCAACCACAACAAGGUUCUCAACAGGCAGCAUCCAUACAGCAACCACAGCAUAUUCCUCAGCAGGUGACACUCAUACAACAGCAACAGCAUAUUCCACAGCAGGUGACACCCAUACAGCAGCCACAACAAAGUCCUCAACAGGUGGCAUCCAUACAACAGCCACAGCAUAUUCCUCAGCAGGUCCCACAGCAGGUGACACCCAUACAGCAGCAACAACAUAUUUCGCAGCAGGUGACACCCAUACAACAGGCACAACAAAGUCCUCAACAGGCAGCAUCCAUUCAGCAACCACAGCAUAUUCCUCAGCAGGUCGCACAGCAGGUGACAUCCAUACAGCAGCCACAACAAAGCCCUCAACAGCCAGCAUCCCUAAAGCAGCCACAGCAUAUUCUUCAGCAAGUUCCACAGCAGGUGACACCCAUACAGCAACCACAAGGUUCUCAACAGGCAGCAUCCAUACAGCAACCACAGCAUAUUCCUCAGCAGGUGACACCCGUACAACAGCCUCAGCAAAGUCCUCAACAAGUGGCAUCCAUACAGCAGCCACAGCAUAUUCUUCAUAUUCCACAGCAGAUGACACCCAUACAGCAGCCACAGCAUAUUCUUCAUAUUCCACAGCAGGUGACAUCUACACAGCAGCCACCGCAAGUUCCUCAACAGGCAGCAUCCAUACAGCAGUCACAACAGAUGGCAUCUGUGCAGGCACAGCAAGGUCCUCAACUGCUGUCAUCUGUACAGCAGCCACAGCAAGUUCCACAGCAGGUGAUAUCUAUACAGCAGCCACAGCAAGGUCAUCCAGAAGUUCCGCAACAGGGGGCAUCCAUACCUCAAUCCCAACAUGUUCCUCAGCAAGUUCUCCAGCAGGUGACAUCAAUGCAAAUGGCAUCAGGGCUGCAGUCUCAGCAAGUUGCCAAUCAGCAGAUUGGAUCCCUCCAGAUGUCCCAGCAGAUUCCACAGCAGGUGGUGCCCAUGCAGCAAGUUACACAGCAUGUGGCAUCUGCACAACAACCCCAGCUGGUUCCCCAGCAGGUGGCAUGUGGGCAGCCACCUUCACAGAAAAUAGCAUCUGUGCAACCUCAACAUAUUAUGCCCAUACAUCAGGUCUCCACUGUAUCACAGCAAAUGACACUGAUGCAGCAGGUCUCACAGUGUCCAGAAAUAUCCCUAGAUACUUUGGGGCCUCCACAAGAGCAGCAAAUUAUUCAGAUACACCAUUCUACAAAUCAGCAUCCUUGUGUAGUGCAACAUAUGUUAUUUCACGUGCCUCUGCAACAGCAGAAAGAAGAGCAAUUUGUUCUACAUGCUAAUUCCAAAGAUCAGUUGCCAGCUGUCUCUCAGCAGGACAUAGAAAAGCAUCAGCAAGCUGAGUUCUCAGGUUCAGCUCCAGAACAGGUGGCUUAUCCCAUCCAGACCCAGUAUCAGUUGCAAAUCCAAGAACAAAUAAUGUAUCCAGCACAAUCCCCACACAAGCCACCAGCUUCAGAGCAGCUGAAACACCAAAUAGAGCCAACUAACCAGCUGCAGGGUCCAGAGCAAGCAGCAUGUCAGAUGCAUGUCACUUACUCAGCACAGGGCUCAGAUCAGUCACCCUGCCCGGAGCCACUAGUUUAUGCAGCUUCUGGAGUAUAUUCAGGACAUUCUUUGGACCAAUCGGCAUAUUUUUACCAAGGGCAGGCAGCAUAUAUAACUCAACCAACAUAUAUUGCUCAACCUCCAGAGAUCCAGCAAGCUCACUUAACAGUACGGAAUACUGAUCAACCAAGUUUUGCUGUGCAUUCACCUGACCAGUCAUUACACCUGAUGAAGGAUGGAGACACUGGCAACAUGGAAUUGCAGAUCUGUUCAACACAAUCCACAGAAAUCCAUGAUUAUCCUUCUGAGCCACAUCUGCCUGAGCCAGCAAUAUAUCUUAGUCAGCAAGAUUCUGGUAUGGGCUACCAGCAGCUGCCACCACAUGUGGCACACAAAAUUGCAGAAGGACAACAGUCAGGGCCACAGGCAUCUUUUGUCUCAUCUCAGCCGUCUUUCACACCACAAAUGCAGCCUCAACCCCCUUAUCAGGAGUUUAGCCAGCAUCCUAAUACUCAGUCACACAAAGCCACAAUCCCUCAGUCUGCCCUAGAUACAUUACAGACUGUAACUUCUGUAUCAGAACAGCCAGAACAAGCUUAUGCAAUACAACAAUCUUUGGAAGUGUCAGGACUGUUGAAUCAUGCUCCUCUCCUCCAACAGUCUCAGACAUUUCAACCAGUUGACAAUAACCAACAGUUUAUCCCUCCACCAAUACAGCCACCAUACAUUCAACAGCAGCCAGUGUGUCAGACCUCAGUUUUAUCUGCAGAAUUAAUUGUCCAGAAGCAGAUGCCUUCUAAGAGUUCUAUGGCAGCUUCCUUGAACCAGCAAGCACCAUUUACUGCUGUGACACAGCCAAACCAAGAGUAUCAUCAAGGACAAGACAUUCCACAGGUUUCUGUCUCAGUGUCAGAUGAGCAUGAGCACCAGCCACCAGUCCAGAAACAAGAGUCUAUUCAAGGCCUAGUUCCUGACCUUCCAAAGGAAGGUGCGGUUGGCUGUGACCUUCCAUGUGGAAAUGGCAAACAAGACAAGAUCAAACAGAGAAGGACCUCCUGUGCCCGGCCAGAGAAGGGAACUAAAUUCCAGCUCACUGUGCUGCAGGUAUCAACAUCUGGAGACAAUACUGUUGAAUGUCAGCUUGAAACACAUAACAACAAGAUGGUUACAUUUAAAUUUGAUGUUGAUGGAGAUGCUCCAGAGGACAUAGCUGAUUACAUGGUUGAAGAUAAUUUUGUAUUGGAAAAUGAGAAGGAUAAAUUUGUUGAUGAACUGAGGGCUAUUGUUUGCCAGGCUCAGGACAUCAUUUGUAGUCUUCCUAUUGAAGAGCGAGCCUCUGGCAUGGAAUCUGCUCCUUCUGAUCCAACCAACUGCCAAACAGGAUCUUCUGAACAAGUUCAGAUAAACCCAGCAUCUACUCAAACUGGCAGUGAUACUGCUCCCCAGUCAUCCCCUGUUGGCCGCUGGAGGUUUUGCAUCAACCAAACAAUAAAGAACAGAGAGUCCCAGGCAGCUUGUACCCCGCUGCUAUCAAUGACAAGUGUUCAAGGAUGUCAGACAACAGACCAUAUAAAAGAAAGUACCAAAGAAGAGAGCCCCAAAGAUUGUCCACAGGUUGUGGACAAUCUUAGUAACCAACAUAGGCCUAGCCCUUCUUUCAGCUCAGAGGAGUUGACAAGUGACAGCGUGAUAUCUGAACCCCAAAUUUUGGAACCUGAACAUUCAGCUCUUUCUCAUGAAGCAGAAGGCAGCACGGAUAAAUUACCAUCUGUCUCUACAGGUGACAACAGUGAUGUUACUACUUAUGAUUCUGAGGCUUGGCUGGACCCUUUGCCAGCAGAGACUCAGUCUAAUGGAGCUCCCCUGUCUUCAUAUGUACCUCAUCCAGCAUCUAUUGUGAAUGAGUUGAGUUUGUCCACAGAAGCCUUUGGGUCCAAACCAGCCGCUUGUCACACUUUGGUCACUGAGGAAGCAGAACAUUUAAUAAAUGCUGAGCAAGCAACUGCUUUGGUGCAGACUCCAAGCCAGGAAGGUGUUCUCUUUGCAUCCAUUCUGGAGUCAGACAGUGAGGGUCCCCCUAAGAUGGAUUUUGCUGACAACAACAUCAAAACUCUGGAUGAAAAGCUGCGGACACUUCUGUAUCAGGAGCACAGCUUGUCAGGCACUUCUCCUGAGAGUCAGAAAGACACACAAAGUGCAGUGGAGUCUCCGUUUUCCUCAUCUGCUGAAGAUACUUUUCCCUGUCCAGGACAUGAAGCACAAGACAGUAAUUCCCCCAAAGAGACCGAGCAAAGUACCACUAAAGUUUUUGAUCCCCAAGCUGCACUCAUUCCAUCUGGAAGUCAUCCUGAUAGCUUGCCAGUGCUGAGGCAAGAGCCUAGGGUUAUUACCUCUGGUCCCAGGGAUUUCUGCAGGCAUGAGAUGUCCUUGGAGGCUUCAUUUCCUGAGAAUCCUGUGACUUGUCCUGCUUCAGAAUCAAGUGGUGGAGCUGUGCACCUGCAUGCAGGAGAGGAGAUGACUGGUGAUGUUGCUCCUGACUGGAUUUCUCUUUCUGAGCAAGCAACCAUGGAGAAUAAAGCACCUGGUCAUUCUAAAUCUGGAGCUGGCUCAUUCCAGCGAGGCCGGUUUCAGGUCAUCACUGUCCCACAACAGUUGUCCUCAGGUGUCUCAGAAAGUGAACUCUCUGAGAUGUCUCCUUCCUUGGAGCUUGGAAUGGAAGAAGGCUGUCCCAGAGAAAAAGAAAUGGCUACCUUGCCCAGUGCCAUGGGUGAAACAGAAGCAUGUUUCACUACCUCUGAGCAGCAGGAACUGGAGGAGGCCUCUGCUACUGCAAGCAGCAUGCAAUCAUGCUCAGAGCCAUGGUCCAAAGGUGAUGUGAUCCAGAAGCAGCCUAGCUCUGACAGUGAACUUUCUGCCCCCAUGGGUGGUGGUAGCUUAGAAGGCUGGGAGUCAAACCAGCAGUCUCAAGAGGAAAGGGGUGGCACCCAUCCAAAGAGGCGUAAUUCCCUUUUUUACUCUGCAUCUUCUCCAAUGAGCAGUGAUGAUGAAUCGGAAAUUGAAGAUGAAGACCUGAAAUUGGAGCUGCAGCGUUUGCGGGAGAAGCAUAUCCAGGAGGUAGUCAGCCUUCAAGCUCAGCAGAACAGGGAGUUGCAGGAGCUCUAUGAACGUCUCCGCUCCAUCAAAGACAGCAGGUCAGAAUCCUCUGACAUCUCCCUGCAACUGUCAUCCCCACGACGGCCGAAGUCUUUCAAAAGCAAGCUGCGCAGCCGGCCACAAUCUCACUCUCAUGUAGACAAUGGCAUUGUUGCUGCUGAAUGCUGUUGUGCAACCACUGCUGCCUCUGUGAUUGACUAUCAGUUGAGCAUUCAAGCCCAUUUGCUGCAUCAAAGCUGUUCACAAGCAGAAACUAGCCAAGACCAACUCUGCAUCGUGAGUAGCACUGCCUCUUGUCAGCAGACAACAGCCAGUAAAAAAGGAAUGUUCACAGAUGAUUUGCAUAAACUGGUGGAUGACUGGACAAAAGAAAAGGUGGGAAACUCCCUCAUCAAGCCAAGCCUCAAUCAGAUCAAACAGAACAAGCACCGGCUGGACACUGACAGCUGGAGCAAAGUAUAUGAGACAACAUCAUCUACUGUGGGCUACACCUCCACUUGGAUUUCCUCGCUUUCCCAGAUCCGUGGGACUGUACCAGCUGCUUUACCCCAAGGACUUCCCCUAUCACCCUUUUCUGGCACACUCUCACCAUAUGGAAUACCACAUUUGUGCCAGUAUAACACCAUCGCAGGAACAACUUACCCAGUGCAAUGGAUGGGAAUUUCUGGGACAACUCAGCAGUCAGUCGUGGUCCCUGCCCAGACAGUGGGACCCUUUCAGCCAGGGAUCAGCAUGCCAGCAUUUCCAGCAUCACCUGUGCAAAACCCAGCUCCCAUUCCCCCAAGUCCCAAAUGAAGAUGGAUAGCAAAAGGAUGCUAGAUCUAGGGACUGUGCCUAUCUCUCAUGACUCCAUUCCUCUGCCUUGCAUUCUGCUGCCGGGAUUUGGAGGUGAAUUCCCCAGUGCAGUCAUGUGGGAAUGGUAGGAGAUUGUCUUUGCAUUCUCCUCUUUGAAUACUUGAUUUCAUUUUCUUUAGGGGAUUUUUUAAGUACUUGAGAGAGCUUUGGCCUGUUCAUCUCUUUGUUCCUGAGAGAGACAGCAUGCCAUCUGCUGCUUAUUAAUAAGCCUUCCGUGUCAUUCCCUGCCCCAUGUCCCCUGUUUGCUUUUGUUGCAACUGUUCUUGAAGUUGGUAGUAACUCUUCUUGGAUUGUACACUUACUAGCAUUUGAAUUAAUUUACAGAAUGGGAGGGAUCAGCAGAGAAGAGUGACAUUUAUAUUUGCAUUAUUGUUAUGUUUCCAUUUGGUUUCAUUGGCAGCUCGGAUUACAGGCUAGCUAGGGGUUAAAAAAAAAAACUUGAUUGUAGUUUGAUUAGUUGAAUUCUAUCUUAAACUCUUCCUUCUCCCGCCCCAGAGAUAGGCCUUUGGGAAGUGAAGGACUGCUGAAAGAAGAGGCUUACAAUUGCUGCCUCCUCAUUGGUUUGGCAAAGCUGUCCUGGUUUCUGGACAAUUCAGAACUGCUGUUUGUAGAAUGCAACUAGACCUCCCUACGCACACUUUAUUCAGUAGAUACAUUGGAAUAUUGGCCUGGUUUAUUGUACCUGUGUUUGGGGUCUGAGUUUUUUAAAGCUUAUUUUGCAGCUGAUACAAAUCUUAUAUUAUGGAGUGGGUGGGGGAGGAGGUAGCAAUGGAAAGGGUGGGAACUGGGGCUGGGGGACUAGUUGUGGGCCUUUUUUUAAACUUGUCCCAUCUUGGCCAUUUUCACAUCAUUUGUGAUCCAUAUUCGACAUUUUUUUGGAUGUUGGAAAAAGAUUAUGCAUUGAAACAGGGUUAAAUGCACAUAGUUUUUGCAUUGAGUGGACUGCCUUACAGCAGAUUAGUGAAAUACAGUCUCCUAGUUUAGAUGCCUCGUGUUGUUUCUCACAGCAUUAAAUGUUUCUGUGUCUACUUAACUUGAUUGCCAAGGUGCAAGAUUAAGCAGUCCAUCUUUAUGUUUGCAAAUUAAGAAAACUCUACAGGUAUGUAUGGCAAUAAGGCUAUGGUGCUGGAAUCCCAUGUGGCAGGCCUUCUGUUUUUUAGUUACAUCAAGUGCUGCUAAUUGGAUAUAAUGUAAAGUCUAAAAUUUGCCAGUUCAAAAUCCUUAAAAGAUAUAAAAAUUUGCUAUAUAACUUAAAGAGCCGUCCUCCCUUGGAGGUAUAUACCUCACAUGAUCACUAAUCUAUUGUAUUUCAGCUGCCACAUGAUCUUGUGAGUUCACCUUGAUAGAAAAUUAGUUUAAUGGUACACUAUUAACUUAAUUGGCUGUGGACUAUGAGGGAGGUCAUAAUUCACCGGAGCUAACAUUCUUAUGUUUUUUCUAUAUUACAUCAUCAGUUUAUUCCUUUCUUGUUGGAAAUUGUACUCUUUUGUGCGCUCAUAGGUUGCUUCCUUUGUUGCAAGUCUUUCAAGUAUUUGCUGAAAUAACACCUAGGCUCACUUUCCCCCUUUAUUAAUCUGGAAUGAAAACUGCAAAGCUUGUCUUUAUUUCACAUACAGAGUUAAAUUAACGUCUUUUGAAUAUUGUAAGAGAGCUGCCGUGUUUGAAGCUGACAGAUGAAUAUUUUGAGCAAGAGAUAGAAGGAGGCUCAAUUUCACUAAAAUUAAUACAAAGUAUCUGAACUUCAAGCAAUUGAAUUUUAUCUAAAACACCACGUUUACAUCUGAAAUCAAUGUACCAUUUGGUUUAAUAGUACUGUGGCCAGGAAUAUCAGAGUUGCUGCAGAAUUUUUUUCUGUUUUUGAUCAGUUUCAGACACAAGCUACUUGUUUAAAUAUAGUUUCUUAAAACAGCAUCUGUAGUUUUAGUGACUCCUAGAGCGCCUGUGUAUGUUUGUAGACAUAUUUUCUUCCCUCUGCACUCUGGACAAAGAUUCUGCUUCCCUUGUUUAAUGCAGCCUCUUUGUUCUGCCUGCAAAGAUUUGCAGUGCCUUGUAAUGGAUAAUCUUUAGUAUCUUUUCAGAUUUUUACUGGAAAGUUGAAAAAAGUAGUUGUAGUCUUUUGAUGAUGCUUGAAAAGUGCAUUGCUGAUUUGCAGCAGUAAAAUUAUAUAUACCUUGAAGAAAGUUUCAAUUUGAAGAACUUAGGCAAGAACAGUGUUAUUUUUUUUAAAAGACCUACAUAUGAUUUAUGGGAAAUUCAGUGGUGCAUUUGCAUGAGCAGAAGCAGUUUCCACUCACAGAACAGUUGAGAGGUGAUUAUGCCUCUUCCUACAGCCCCAUCUGUGCCUUUAAAAUCUGUUCCACAGGAAGGAAAGGAGAUCCCACCAAGUGGGCAGACAGCUGCUCACGUGACAUUUGCUUCCAACCUUUACUUUUUUUUUCUUCACUUUAUACUCUUUUAAAUAAACUCUUUGACAGCCAAUUCACUUUGACUUGUAGGAAAGCACGGAAUGUUGUAUUCUAGUUGAAAUGUGCUGUCGUGUAACUUGACCUUCCUAAAAAUGCAAGCUGCUAGGAAGUAUGAGGGCCUUAAAGAUCGGUGUACAUGUAUUAAAGAUCCAUGGCUCAUUUAGGUCUCUCAGGCACACAAAUAUAUAAACUGUGUUUCUGUUGUGAAGUGGGAAAUACAGUGUAACACAGUGCAUCUGUGCAAUCCUGACUGUUGAAUAAACUGUAGAGUGUACUUCAGUGUUGAAGGAAAACCAGUGUAACAAUAACAGAGUGCUGUUAUGGCCGCAAGAGUAUACAUUGAAUUUCCACCUUCCCUUCCUUGUAAAAUAGCCACUCCCUGCUGUUUUUCUCG
This is a messenger RNA of Python bivittatus (Burmese python), 10365 nucleotides long. The record is from RefSeq and is a predicted model, not a curated record. NCBI's taxonomy places the organism in Eukaryota, Metazoa, Chordata, Lepidosauria, Squamata, Pythonidae.